AACUAUUUCACGGACUCAUAAAAACCGCUCCCAUACCUAUUAAAAGAGGUAUUUUCCAAGGAGAUAGCUUGAGUCCGAUAUGGUUUUGUCUGGCGCUAAAUCCACUUUCUUCGAUACUAAAUGCGUCAAACUAAUGAAUACGCUACUGGAACAAACAGAAGAUUUUUCAAAUGAUAUAAAAAUGUCGUUUGGAGUAGAAAAAUGUCGAAGAUUAAGUGUGGAAAAUGGAAAACUUAUAAGGCGAGAAUUUGAAUUAAUGACUCAUGAAACUGUAGACUCGAUGACAGAAGACGACACAUAUAAAUACCUUGGUAUUUUACAGGCUAGGAGGAUGCAGCACAGUGAAAUAGUUUCAGCCAUAACUAGUGAAUACCUCCAAAGAGUAAAGAGCUUGCUGAAAUCAUGCUUGAAUGGGAAUAACCUUUUUAAAGCCAUUAAUGCAUUUGCGAUACCGGUUUUAACAUACACCUUUGGUGUAGUAAAAUGGUCCGAAACAGAACUGGAAAACGUCAAGAGAGCAACAAGGACAUUGUUGACAAAGUAUGGCACGCAUCACCCAAAAUCGGCAGUAGAACGUCUCUACUUGCCACGUCGACAGGGAGGUCGAGGGAUGGUAGACAUUAAGCAAUUACAUAAUAAGUGUAAACAAAGCCUUCGUUUAUACUUCCACAACCAAGAGGACAGCCUACUCCAAACCGUGUGCAAAGCUGAUUUAAAAUAUUCACCAUUAAAUCUUAGUGAAUUUUCUGCAAUCGAAUUAAUAUCAGGAACGCAACAUAUCCAGUCGCUCAUGCAAGACUGGAAAAUGAAAGCGGUUCAUGGCAGAUAUCCACAUGCUCUAGACGCUCCUGAAGUAGAUAACGCUGCUUCCAACGAAUGGUUAAUUCACUCCGGCAUCUACGCCGAAACUGAAGGUUUUAUGAUCGCUAUACAAGAUCAAGUUAUUGCGACUAGAAACUACUCGAAAUAUAUUAUGCGUACUUCCGUUGAAAACGACCUAUGCAGACGAUGCCAAAAGCAAACAGAAACCAUCCACCACAUCACAGGAGCUUGUGUCACGUUAGCAGCCACCGAAUACUUAACCAGACAUAACCAGGUGGCAAAAAUUGUACACCAGAGUCUAGCGAUACAACAUAAGCUAGUAACGGAAGAGCUGCCGUACUUUAAAUAUACUCCAGACGCUGUAAUUGAAAACAGAACGAGCAAGCUAUAUUGGGACCGAUCAGUUUUGACGGACCGUCCAAUGCCACACAAUAGGCCGGACAUAAUAGUGGUCGAAAAAGAAGUGAAUCAAGCGUUCCUCAUAGAUAUAGGCGUACCAAAUACUCACAAUCUUCAAGAUUGUUAUAUGGAGAAAUACAGAAAAUACCAGAGCUUAGCAUAA
Molecule: messenger RNA, 1384 nt
Organism: Rhagoletis pomonella (apple maggot)
Lineage: Eukaryota; Metazoa; Arthropoda; Insecta; Diptera; Tephritidae
Exons: 2
Coding region: 80-1384 (434 amino acids)
Source: RefSeq, a predicted model, not a curated record